AUAUUGGCAGGAAACGACGACGUGGAGGGACUGGUGCGGUGUAUAGACAAAGUUCCUAAUUUCCCACGCCGACAGAAUCUCCCUCUUUCCUUUUUCCCUCCACAUUCUUCAGUCGUGAACUGACGGUGGCCGGAAAUGUCACGCACUCGCAUUUCCAUCCACCGCUUCCGCUACAUCUACACCGCAUUCUCCUCCUCACCACCACCAAUUUCUCGCUUCCAAUUCCAAAGCCACUUCUCCCUCCUCUCUUCCCUCUCUCAUCCCACCCGCACACCCAUCCCCUUCCCCUUCCACUCUUCUUGCUACUAUUCCACUUCUGCUCCUCAACACGAUCCUUCAGGCGACUGUUCCGAUUACCCCACCGGCGACUUCGAUUUCAAACCCCUCACUGGCUGGAAAAAGUUCACUGUCAAACUCAGGAUGCUAACUGCAUUCCCAUGGCGGCGUAUCCAAUACGGCACCGUCUUGAAAAUCAAAUUGCGCGGCCAGUUUUCCGAUCAGCUCAAGAGUAGAUUCUCGAAGGGAUUGUCUCUGCCUGAAAUCUGUGAGAAUUUGCUGAAAGCAGCGUGUGAUCCUCGCAUUUCCGGCGUCUAUCUUCAUAUUGAUAAUUUGAAUUGUGGCUGGGCUAAAAUCGAAGAAAUUCGGAGGCACAUCCUCUAUUUCAGAAAAUCAGGAAAGUUUGUCGUGGCUUAUGUCCCUUCAUGUCGAGAAAAAGAAUAUUACAUUGCGUGCGCUUGUGACGAAAUAUAUGCCCCUCCAAGUGCUUAUUUUUCUUUGUUUGGAUUGACUGUUCAAGCCGCAUUCCUCAGAGGUGUUCUAGACAACCUUGGAAUUGAACCACAAGUGGAAAAGUUUGGCAAAUAUAAAAGUGCAGGCGAGCAACUAACCUGUAGAACCAUGUCUGAAGAUACUCGUGAGAUGCUGACUGCAUUGCUUGAUAAUAUCUAUACAAAUUGGCUAGAUAAAGUCUCUUCUUCUAGAGGCAAGAAAAGGGAAGAUAUUGAGAAAUUCAUAAACGAAGGUGUCUAUCAACUAGACAGGCUGAAAGAAGAGGGCUUCAUAUCAAACAUAAUCUAUGAUGAUGAGGUUCUUGCUAUGUUGAAGGAGAGGCUUCAAGUGAAAACAGAUAAAAAUCUGCCCAUGGUUGAUUUGAGAAAAUACUCAAGAGUUAGGAAGUCGACUUUGGGAAUGUCAGGUGGUAAACAAUUGAUUGCCAUCAUCCGAGCCUCAGGGAGCAUUCGUCGUGGUCAAAGUCCAUUAAGCUCCCGUACUGCAGGUAUCAUUGGAGAAAAGUUCAUUGAGAAGAUUCGCCAUGUCAGAGAGUCAAAAAAAUACAAGGCUGUUAUUAUCCGAAUUGACAGUCCAGGAGGCGAUGCUCUUGCUUCUGAUUUGAUGUGGAGAGAAAUCAGGCUCUUGGCUGCCUCUAAACCGGUUGUUGCUUCAAUGUCUGAUGUGGCAGCAAGUGGAGGGUACUACAUGGCAAUGGGAGCCGGGGCUAUUGUUGCAGAAAGUCUUACCUUAACCGGUUCAAUUGGAGUGGUUAUAGGAAAAUUUAACCUUGGAAAACUUUAUGAGAAGAUUGGCUUCAACAAAGAGAUCAUAUCAAGGGGUAAAUAUGCUGAGCUCCUUGCCGCCGAACAGCGUUCUUUUAGGCCAGAUGAAGCAGAGUUAUUUGCCAAGUCGGCACAGAAUGUAUAUAAACAAUUUCGAGACAAGGCUGCCUUUUCCAGAUCAAUGACUGUAGAUAAAAUGGAAGAGGUUGCUCAGGGGAGGGUUUGGACAGGUAAGGACGCAGUUUCUCAUGGUUUGGUUGAUGCUAUUGGUGGGCUUUCCCGAGCUAUUGCCAUAGCUAAAAUGAAGGCCAAUAUACCUCAAGAUACACAGGUUAGGAUUGUGGAGCUCUCAAGACCCAGUCCUUCUCUACCUGAGAUUUUAAGUGGUCUGGGUAAUUCUAUUAUUGGAGUAGACAGAACUUUAAAUGAACUGGUACAAGACUUCACAUUUUCUGAUGGAGUUCAAGCACGGAUGGAUGGAAUCGUGUUUCAGAAAUUGGAAGGAUAUCCAUAUUCCAACCCGAUUUUGACAUUGAUAAAAGAUUACCUCAGCUGAGUUCCCUAUAAUUAUAUAUUUACAAGUGUUCAUUCAUUCAAUAAAAAUUCUGGAUAGUAUAUAUAUGAGAAUCCCACAGCAGGGUAUCUAAUCAAGAGUUCAAGACUAUAUUACAGGACUUGAUACACGAAUAUUAUUAGUUUGAUGUAUUAAAACAAAAAGUACCAUUUCUCUA
Molecule: messenger RNA, 2284 nt
Organism: Lotus japonicus
Lineage: Eukaryota; Viridiplantae; Streptophyta; Magnoliopsida; Fabales; Fabaceae
Product: serine protease SPPA, chloroplastic-like
Exons: 13
Coding region: 136-2109 (657 amino acids)
Cellular component (GO): membrane
Molecular function (GO): peptidase activity
Source: RefSeq, a predicted model, not a curated record